CAUUCAAGUGUUGUCCUUCAAAAGCUAUCUAUUGAGCCAUCCUAGGCAAUUAGGACACAUUUCUUGUCUUUCUUGUCCUACUUUCUUCUCUUUACAAUAUGAUAUUUGCUGUGUUGGAAGUUGUGUCACAAGCGUUUCCUCCCAUCGCCUCGGAUGAAUCCAUAAUGACCCUGUCAAAAGACAUCUUCGAAUUGCUGUCAGAAAAGAAACUUGAAUGGAUUGUCCUCGUCAUAUUGUAUCUUUGCAUAAUAGUUACUGUUGAAAAUCAGUGAGGGUCCAUGGAGCAGUCAUCACCACGACUUUGUAACAGUGAACUUCCCCAAGGUGAAGAGACUGCUUCUUCUUCACGAGAAUCAUCACAAAAGUCUACUACGUGGACAACCCAGGAACAGAUAGAGCAGUCCAAUUACGAGUCGUUGAAGAAAAGUGAAGACUAUUCCGAAACUCAAAGCGAAAGCAUAGAACCAAGUUAUGAAGACAGAGGUGAAGAUAACGAAGAUGUUUUAGGAGGUGCACUUAGUGCGUUUACGAAAACAGGAGCCAAGCCAAAGUGGUUGAAGUGUAAACUUUGUAAUUAUGAGUGUUGGCCUCCUAAUGCACGGCAUCAUUUAUUAAAGUGCCCUGUGUUGAAAAAGUCUCCUCAUUUGAGAGAUAAGAUGCUUCCCAAUCCUGCACCUCCUCCACCUCCUCCUAGUUCAAGAAAAGUGUAUGCAAGAGAAGAAGACAAUCCAUAUUACUUUACAAGGAUUAACACUGCUCCUGGAUAUAUAUGUAACAACUGUGGAUUAGGUUUAAGAGGGGCCCAUCGUCCUCGUCACUUGCGCUCAUGUUGGAAACGAGGAAAACGAGAAAGAUUGAGUCAAAAUACUUUGUCCAGAUAUCAUCAGAGAGGACAAAGUAAAAGUGGAACGACGGACUCUUCUACUUGCAGUAGUAGAGGAAUUCAUGAAGAGCCUUCAUUCUUUCCAGUGAUGGAGACCCAUACGGGUAUUUGGGGUUUCCAAGAUAGGAUUCCUGCUACCUGUGUUGUGCAUCAUUCGACAGAACAAAGCAAAAUGAAGACGAUAUCUACGCAUAUUGCUAUUGUUUCUGUUGGAGAGCAGUGGGUUAUGAGAGCACAAAAAGAUCAGUUGUCUGUUCACAAUCUGUGCUCCUGACAAGCAUUUUUGGUAUCAACUAU
Galdieria sulphuraria is the source of this 1180-nucleotide messenger RNA. RefSeq lists its product as uncharacterized. The record is from RefSeq and is a predicted model, not a curated record. NCBI's taxonomy places the organism in Eukaryota, Rhodophyta, Bangiophyceae, Galdieriales, Galdieriaceae. Bases 279 to 1157 code for a protein of 292 amino acids. The transcript has 4 exons.